Messenger RNA from Paramecium sonneborni, 1419 nucleotides. NCBI's taxonomy places the organism in Eukaryota, Ciliophora, Oligohymenophorea, Peniculida, Parameciidae. The record is from the annotation of a GenBank genome assembly.
AUGUCUAACAAAAUUUAUUCUUUAUAAGUUUUUAAAAACUUAGAUUUAAAUAGCAUGAUCUAAUCAUAUGAUUAUGCAUUGUAAAAUAUUAAUGAAUUACAAAUACAAAUUGAGUAAUUGGAGAAAAGUGCAAUAGACAUAAUUGUGGAAAAAGAUUAAAUUAUUGAGCAUUUAGAAUUAUAAAUAAAACAUUCUUCUAGAAGACCAAGCUUAAAUAAUUAAGAAGAAAUUGCUUAAUAUAAAAUGUAAAUUUUUGUAGUUGAAUUUUAGGCAUAUACAAGAAUUGUAAACAAGAUUGGAGCAUUUGUAAAACAAACAUUAUGAACAGUUGUAAGAAUAAGAGAAAGUGUGGAACUAAUAUUUACUAGAUUAAAUUGCGUAAAAUGAACAGACAGUUGAUUAGAAAUUAAAGAGUCAUUUAGAAUAAAUUUUUAUUUUAGAAGAUAAAAUAAAUAAGUUAGAGAAUGAAGUAAAACUUAUAAUUUAAAGUAGAUAGAAAUUAAGGAAAAUAUGUAAAUUUCUUUAAUUAACUAAAAUAAGCAUUUAAAAGAAAGCAAUUCAAAAUUAGAAGAGAUUUAAAUUACUUCAAAUAGAUAGUUACUUAAAUUGUAAAUAGAAAUAGAAUAAUUAUAAUAGAAUAGCAAUAAAGAAAAAAAUCAAUUUUUAGAGUAAAUUAAUGUAAUUUAUGAAAUAAUAAUAUUAUAGUCAACGAAUUAAGAGUUAUAAGAGUUGCAUUAGAAGAGCUCAGUAUUUAUAAUGUAAAAUUAACAAUUAAAUAAUCAAAAUAAAAUAUUUUCUAAUACUAUAAGUGAGUUGAUGAUAAAAAAAGCAGAAUUAGAAUUGUUAAUCUAAACAUAGAAACAUGAAAAAUAAGAAUCUAUAGGAAAUGGUAAAACAGGAGCAUUUUCUUCUAUUGAUUAAUAAGGAGAUAUUUAUCAUAUACGUGAAGAUAUUAACACAACUGCAUUUGAUAUUAAUGAAGAAACUAUAGAUAUAAAAUAAGAAUUGGCAUCUUUUUAAUUUGAUGAGAGUAAUGUUAAUUUUAAUCAUUUAAAAAAAAGUUAUUCAAAUUAUUCUUUUCAUUCAGAAAAAAAAAAAGAUCAUGUUGAUUUAGAAAAUCAUCUAAAAAAUUCUAUAAAAACAAUAAAGUAAUUAAAUGCAUAAGUACAAUUACUUAAUUAGUAAUUAAAAGUGAUAAAAAGAUAACACAUGAAUUAAAAAAAUGCAAAAGAAUAUUUGUAGAUAAUGGAAUAAAACUACUAAAAUUCGUUGAAAUUAUUUUAGGAAUAAAUAAAGACUUAAGAAGAGAAAUUGGGAAUAUAAAGUUAGGAAAUAAUAUAUUUAAAAUAAAAAUUAAAAUAAUAUACUUAGAAGCUCAUAAAAUAUAACAAAAGAUAAAUAAAUAACCAAAAUAAAUGA